AUGCGUGUCAACGUGUAUUCAUCGUCACCAAGUUCCUCUUCUGGUGAGGACGAUUACGUUCCUAUGGAGACGUCUCCGACGAAGUUGCUGGCACUUGCGAUCCAGAAGCGGCGUGCAUUGUUUGGUCGAAAGGAGCGCGACUACCGACUCGAGCUGCUGCAGACCGGCUUCAUCCAGUCUCUGUGUAAGCAUUUGGGUGAGCGUAGAGCUCGUCGCCGCAAACGCGGCGGUAAGCGAAGCGUUAGGGAAAACAAGGGUGUUGAGUCCUCUGGGACUCUAGUAACUCGAGUUGAACCUAUCGUUCAGAAUUCUUAUGAUGGUGAGCCACCCAGCAAGCAGAGCUGUCGAGACGAGGAAAAGGAUCCAUUUGGUCUCGAUGACUUCUUUGUUCGUGUGUACGGACGUUCGGUGACUAUCGAAGGUUAA
This is a messenger RNA of Haemonchus placei, 426 nucleotides long. The record is from the annotation of a GenBank genome assembly. Lineage: Eukaryota; Metazoa; Nematoda; Chromadorea; Rhabditida; Trichostrongylidae.